Symbiodinium sp. CCMP2592 is the source of this 966-nucleotide messenger RNA. Lineage: Eukaryota; Dinophyceae; Suessiales; Symbiodiniaceae. The record is from the annotation of a GenBank genome assembly.
AUGUCGUCCAUCUCCAUCAUGUUCGUGCCUGCGCAGUUUGUCGAGGAUUCGGAGAAGCGGAGUGAAGCGGAGAGCACGGCAGCACAUGACAGCGACGUCGACACCGUCGAGGACUCCAGCUCCUCUCAGGUCCCUUCGCCUCGAGCAGAGACUUGCGAGGAAGAAGGCGAAUGCAGCGUGGUCGUGAGGGGUACGUUUAUCGAGUUGAGUGAUGGCAGCCUUGUGCAGCAUUACAGGCGCCUGCGUCGAUUCCAGACCGACUCUGUCUUGGUAGAGGUCUCUCCAGAAGAGGCGUACGAGCCUGGACAGUUGAGCGAUGCCAAGCUGCAGGAAAGGCGGAGCAAUUGCACUCGCGAAGCUGAGAGGCACACGGUGGCAGACAAGGGCUCGCUCCACGUGGCACCCUCGGCACAGGAGGUGGCAGAGGUCCCAACACGAACUACAGUCAUGCUGCGGAACAUUCCUAACAACUACACCCGGGAAAUGUUCCUGGAGUUGUUGGACCAUCACGGCUUCGCCGGGCGCUACGACUUCGCCUACCUGCCUUGUGACUUCUACCGGGACGCCAACCUUGGCUACGCCUUCGUGAACCUGGUGGACAGCAAGGCAGUGGAGGAUCUCUGGGUAGCCUUUGACGGCUUCGUGGGAUGGUCUUUGCCCACGUCUAAGGUCUGCCAGGUUCGGUGGAGCGGCCCCCAUCAGGGCUUUGAGGCGCAUGUGGAGCGCUUCCGGAACAGCCCGGUCAUGCACAGGAGUGUGCCGGAUCAGUACAAGCCGGUCAUUUUCAAAGAUGGCGUGUGUAAGCCGUUCCCGCGAGCCACGAAGAAGGUCAAAGCACCAACUCAGCACUAUCUGCUUCGUAAAGUUGUCCUGCAACAGAAGGUGGAAAAGGGCCUGAGCAGUGUUGGCUUUAAGGUUGAACAGGUGGCAAGCACAAAUCCGAAAAGUAAGAAGGAGAGGUCAUAG